AUGCAUCUAAGUUUAUUAAACCUUGUUUAUGUUGUUCAUGUUUAGCCUUUCUAGAAUAGAGGGAAUAAUAGCCUGGAAAUAUUCAAUGAAAUUUGCGGGCUUAUAGUUAUAUAUCACUUCCUAAUUUUUAAUGAGUUCAAUGAUAAUGCUACAUUGGAGUACAAUCUAGGCUGGGCAAUCGUUUUCAUUGUUCUAUUUGAUAUAUUGACAAAUACCUUUGUUAUAGCUAUUUAAACUCUACUUAGAGUAAAAGAUAUAAUAUGGAAGAAAUGUCAAGCAAAAACUAUAAUAUAUUCAUAAAAAUCUGGAACAGCAGUUUAAGAAAAUAAUAGUGCUACCUUAUUUGGUCAAGGAUAGAAUAAUAUGAAGAAAUAAUAAGAUAAUGUUAAUAACUUAGGUACUGAAAAUGCUCUAAUUGAUCUGAAUCAAAUCUUGACAAAUGAUAUAGCUUUAAUGAAUCAACCAUUGCAUAAUAAUAUCAGGAAAAAAAGAAAAAGAUUAAGUUUCAAUCAAAAAAAUAAGAAUUUAAGCAAAAAGAAAAAAUCUGAGUUGAAUUAAAUGAUUAUUUAACAGAUUCCAGAUUAAGUUUUAACAAAAAAAGAUGAUUAACUAAAAAUCUAAUAGAAAUUUAAAGAUUAAAAAUUAGAAAGAUUAUUCGAUAUUCAUUCAAUUUAAUUAGAACAAGAAUAGAAGCCAAGCUAAUAAAUUUAAAAUGACAUUUUACCUUCAAAUCAUUAAAAUUAAGAUAAAAUAGACAAACUAGUUAUCGCAAAUCAUUAAUUAUAGAAAAAGAGUGAUCAUAAAAAAUCUAAAAAUUCAAAUAGAUUCAGAAAUGUAGUACCUUUGAUGUAGCUUUAAUUAUCAAAAUAUAAUUCCCAAAAUAAAGCAGUAAAAUAUAGAUAAGCCAAAUAAGACAGCUAUGAAUAAAUUCAAACUAUAUGCACUGAAAAUUAUCUAAAGGGCAAUGGUAACUGA
Molecule: messenger RNA, 975 nt
Organism: Stylonychia lemnae
Lineage: Eukaryota; Ciliophora; Spirotrichea; Sporadotrichida; Oxytrichidae
Source: the annotation of a GenBank genome assembly